Danaus chrysippus (African queen) is the source of this 243-nucleotide messenger RNA. The record is from the annotation of a GenBank genome assembly. NCBI's taxonomy places the organism in Eukaryota, Metazoa, Arthropoda, Insecta, Lepidoptera, Nymphalidae.
AUGAUUUGCCUUUCAUUGUACGCCCUCAUCGCCUCCGCUACGUUCCUUGCCUGCGCUCCUGUCUGCUACCGGCAGGCUACACAACAGUGCGGUCAGCCGCACAUGAUUUGCGUGUCCCUGCUGAGUCUAUUGAGUGUAGCCACAUUGAUCGCGUGCACGCCGCUCUGCAGCCGCGGUCUAUUCAACCGAAGGUGUACGUGCCCUGAAAUCCCUAUAUGCCCCGACUGUGGGACGCCUUAUUGA